CUCUUGCCUGUGAAAUGCUGAUAUCAGUUCAUCCUUGUCUCUCUUGCCAGCAGGAACUCUGUGUUACAAGUGUACUCUUUGGACUUGCCGUAUCUGGGUGCAAGAGAAAAGCUGCUGCCCCAUAGGAGAGGGCAUCAUGUACCCUGCACUGAUAGCCGUGCUAGUCACAACAAUUGUCUACUAUGGCAUGGCCACCCCUGUGAUUAAGGAGGGAGGAGAGCUAAUUGUCAACGCUGGAAAGCAAGUUACCUUAACAUGCUCAGGCAAUCAAACUGUAAAAUGGGACAUAAAGUCAAAAAAAUGGUCUGUCAAGCAAUUUGAAAACUUUUCAGAGCUGAAAAUCAAGUCACCCAGUUAUAAAGAAACUAGAAGUUACAGGUGUGUUUACAAUGACACACAAAAUUCUGGAAUGGCCUCAGUGCACUUAUAUGUCAAAGAUGAACAAAAUUACUGGAACACCCCACAAGGUAGCCUCAUUAAAGUGGUUGAAGGCAAAGAUGCCACUCUACCCUGCUUGAUAACAGAUCCAUCCAUCCCAAAAACGAAUAUUCAACUGGAGUCCUCCUCGUUAAACUCAGCAAACAUAUCAUUUGAUUAUCAUAAAGGAUUUACUAUUCAUGGGGUGCAGCCGAAUAAUGAUGGACACUAUAUCUGUAAAGCUACAGUAAAUAGUCACGUGAGGAAGUCUCUACAAAUGACGCUACACGUAACAAAUGUGCCACGGUUUCCGCCCAAUAUUACUCUGGAGCCUGAAGAGGAAAUCAGAAUAAAAGGAGAAGCGUUCAAAAUCACCUGCAGUGCAAAUGCUGAAGAGCUUCCUGAACUAAGAUGGGAAACCCCUGUGGCAAAUUAUUCAUUCAACAAUUACACAAGUUUUGAUCUGCCGCACUGGACUUCCAACUCCACGUUAUAUAUCCCUAAAGUGAACUUCACUGACAGUGGCAACUACACCUGCACAGGAUAUUACCCAGAAUUUGAAGCUAAACAAAACAGAAGGACUACUUCUCUACAUGUGAUAGAGGAAGGCUAUGUGCGCCUCACUUCAUCGAGUGACAGCAGAAUAGAGCUAAAAGCUGGAGAAAGUGCCAGUAUGAAGGUACAGAUUGAAGCGUAUCCGAGUCAGUUGUCCUGGGCGUGGGUCCAUGAGAACCUUGGAAACCAAUCAAAUGUGUCAUCACAGGCAAUGGUGAAACCGGAUGGGCAUUACAGGAAUGUGAGUAUCUUGAUGCUGAAUCGGAUACAGGACUAUGAAGAAGGAUCCUAUAGCUUUACUGCACAGAAUGCAAGAGCAAUUGCCUCUAUGACCUUUAAAAUAGUGUUGAAACGUCCCCCAAUGGUUGAAAUUAAGGCUUCAAUUAAUGAUAGAUAUAUUUGCACAGCAUCUGGAUAUCCAUUACCCAAAAUUGUAUGGUCUCAAUGUGAGAUAAAUGAAAAUUGCUUGGAAAAUACAAAACCACCUAUGACAAAUUACAUCAUUAUCAAUGAGACAACAGUAGCAAGUAAUUUAACAGUUGCACAGAACAUCACAUCUAUUGAAUGCAAGGCUUCUAACUCUGUAGGAGAGAACUCUGAGAAAAAAGAAAUACCAAAGACGCUACCUACUGAGAAAACCAAGGAAAACACAAUAUUUACACCAUUGGUGACAUCAUCUAUGAUACUAGCAGGAAUAUUUAUUGUGUUGUCAGCCUUCCUGUAUUACAAGUACCAGCAGUCCACACUUUAUUUACUUUUCAGUGACAGUGGCUUCCUGAGCAAGGGCACUGAUAGUUAUGUUGAAAUGAAACCGGCCUCCUUCCUCUCAAGUCAAAGUGAUUCCCUCAUUGACGAAAAAGACACUGAUGACAUCUUGCCCGUAGACCUUUACGACCUUCUGAGUUUUUCAUUUCAAGUAGCCCAGGGAAUGUCCUUUUUGGCAGCCAAAAAUUGUAUUCACCGUGAUGUUGCUGCCAGGAAUGUUCUGGUCUCCCAUGGACGUGUUGUCAAAAUCUGUGACUUUGGUUUGGCCAGGGAUAUAGAAAAUGAUUCGAAUUAUGUUGUUAAAGGCAAUGCUCGUCUGCCAGUUAAAUGGAUGGCCCCUGAAAGCAUCUUUGACUGUGUCUACACUGUACAAAGUGAUGUGUGGUCCUAUGGAAUCCUGCUGUGGGAGAUGUUCUCACUUGGAAGAAGUCCCUAUCCUGGCAUUGUGGUAAAUCGCAAGUUUUACAAGAUGAUCAAAGAAGGGUACAAGAUGGACUGUCCUGAUUAUGCUCCAUUGGAAAUAUAUCACAUCAUGAAGACUUGUUGGGAUUUGGAGCCAACUCACCGUCCAACUUUUAAUCAAAUCAGCGGACUCAUCAGCAAGCAAAUGAAUCUCCUUAACAAUCAGGACUAUGCCAACAUCACUGAAGAUCAAGUUCAGGAAUGUAUGGAAAACAAACGUGAUAAUCAGCCGCUCUUCAAGGGAAAUAAUUAUCAGUUUUGUUAGCCUACACACUGGUAUCAAUUGAUUAGUGAUGGCAAGGAAAACAUGUCGCUUUAUAUUGCUCUUGGAAGACUUCAGCAGCAUUCAAGGCACAGCAGAUAUUAAGCUAAUAACGAGGUUCCCUCUCUACACGUGACUGUGUGGGGACAAUCAGGUAGCAUUAAAGUCAUACCACUGGAACAAUUCUCAGGAUUUCUGCUGAUAAAUUCACACAACCAAAUAGGCUUGGGUUUUACUGACAUGACAUUAUUCUACUGACUCUUUGUUCUGACUUGGAGGAACAUGCAGGCCAUACAAGUAGCUGACAUAUAGUAAGGUCACUUGGAAAGAAAACACAUUCAGUAUACUAGACUUGAACUACCACCAUUUGAAUAAUGCAGAACCUUUCUUUUAACUGAUAUUUUAUGAUUGACAAAGACAAGGUAGCAAACAUACCUGCAAGUAACUAAAACAGUGUACGCUCUUAAAAGACCAAAUCUUCAAAUACUGGCUCUUGUACCUGUCAACAAAUUGGGCUUCUAAAUUGGCAAGUAAAGCUGGCCAUAGAUGCAAAGAUCCGAUCAUUCGAAUGCUUGAAUGAUUGGAAUUCCCCAUCUCCUGACCUGCCACUAACCAUUCAGAUCAAAUAAAGUAGUAAAACAACAGAUCAGCCGAUGGUCUGCCCCUGACAGCAAUCGUACGAAAGUAAUGUCCGACAAAGCUGGGGACAGUCUCCCACUGAAAAUCGUAUGAACGGCAAUACGAGCAGAGAAAUUAUCGGCAGCCGACAGAAAUCUUUUAACCUGGCCAAUCGACCAAACAACCAAUCUCCGUGGGAUGAAAAAUGUCGGGACUCUCCACACACGGUCCGAAAAUCCUUGAUUUGUACGAUCGGAUCUUUGCGCCUAUGGCCAGCUCAAGAGACAUUCCAUUAUCUCCUAUAACAUGGUAUCAAUUUCAUCAAAUUAAAUUUGUCAGCUGAACCAAAUGUAAUCCUAUUUAACAGUUAUUGCAGAUUAAGCUGAUUAAAAUUGGGGUUGCAACAGAACUGUAAUUUGUGCUACAGGCCAUUAAUGAUGGUUGUGGAAUAGCCACAUUCUUUUCACUUCCCUGUACCAUAUAUUCAUCAUUCCAAUAGGGUGCAGCAUGAAUAAGCUUUUUAUAGAAAAAAAUAUAAAUUACGUUUAUAUCUUAAAACCUGUUUAAUUACCAGCAUGUCUAAAUGAACAACUUUGUAUGUUUGUUGUACUGCUGUUGCUGAUUCUUUUUUAACCUGUGCAAAAGAUGUCUUGUAUGCAUCUCAGGGAUAAUCAACUUGUAACUUGGAUGAACCUUCAUGCUACCAGGCAUUCCAAAUACAUCCCAUAACCAGGGUCGAACUGGAGCCUUGGGGCCCUCCUGUUAGUCCCCGGGGGCCUCCUCCCAACCUCGAAACUCUUUGCGCAUGCAUGCACGAAAAAACGCCACAGUGUGGCACAACAGCUGGUCAGCCAAGGGAGCAGGUCUGGACUGGCAGGGCCCAUCAGGGCCGGGGCCCACCGGCCCAAUCUGACUCUGCCCUUAACUGUAUAUAAAGUACGCAACGAGCACUGAUCACUCAUUAGAUUUAUUCAUAGAUAGCAAAACAAUUAGUAAAAAGUAUGUUGGCUAAAGAUGUCCUGAUUACCCAUUCCAGAUAACAGAUGACCCCAUUAAUGCACCAUAUACAGGCUUCGACUAGGCCCUUUAUUGGCUUGACCAAUCAAUUUUAGUGCCACUAUAGCAGAAUGGUUGUAAAUCAACAACAGGCAGCAUGAGGCAUCCUAAUUAACAAGGCAUACAUGGAGAAUUGUUAUUCCUUUAAGAACUGAUGUAUGCCAUGCAAAUAUGUCUGCUGUAUUCAAUAGGUGUGUGUUUUAUUCAUCCCCCCACCAAAAAAAUUAGGAUCUUUGUAUUCAUCUGGUUUGUGGAUAUUAAAGUAUUUUAUCUGUUCUUCUCUGUGAUUGUUGUGUACUCUGUUGAUUUCAUUGUAAAAUGGCAGCUAUUGAAGUAAAAAAAAUAAAUAAAUAAAAAUAAUAUAUGCAGAUCUCUAACUCUUCGAUUGGCAGUUUAUGUAACUAACAGAAGCUUGGCAUACAAAUAAAUAUUAUUUUCUGGAAA
Molecule: messenger RNA, 4579 nt
Organism: Xenopus laevis (African clawed frog)
Lineage: Eukaryota; Metazoa; Chordata; Amphibia; Anura; Pipidae
Product: macrophage colony-stimulating factor 1 receptor
Exons: 17
Coding region: 137-2464 (775 amino acids)
Source: RefSeq, a predicted model, not a curated record